AUGGAAACGUAUCAAGGGACUCCUUAUUUACAUGCAGUUUCUGAAGAUGAGCAGCCCAUGGUAUAUAUUUCAGGAAUGUCUGCCAAAGGAAACUUAAGAACAAGAUAUUUGCCAAAAUAUCAGAAAAGUGAACCUAACCUAACUGUGCCUGUAGCUGCUGCUUCUGUUUCUAUGGAUCCUGGUAAAAGCACUGGAGAUAUGACAGUGCCGCAGGUCACUAAUGAUGGAGGAAUGAAGAGUGCUUCUUUGAAGGAUUUAUGUCCUGAGGACAAGAGACGCAUUGCAAACUUAAUUAAAGAACUUGCCAGGGUAAGUGAAGAAAAGGAGGUGACAGAAGAGCGGCUGAAAGCUGAGCAGGAGUCAUUUGAGAAGAAGAUCAGGCAGCUAGAGGAGCAGAAUGAACUUAUCAUCAAGGAAAGGGAAGCUCUACAGCAACAGUACAGAGAAUGCCAGGAACUUCUGAGCCUGUAUCAGAAGUACCUAUCUGAGCAGCAGGAAAAGCUAUCACUCUCCCUCUCUGAACUCAGGGCUGCCAAGGAGAAGGAGCAGAAGGCAUCCUGUAAGAAGAGCUCAUGCCAGCAAUGGUGUUUGGAGCUAAAUGGUUCCUAUCUAGGUAUGAUACGACCACAAACUUCUUAUAAGAACAAUAGUGCAUCAAAGACCGGAAGCCCAGGCCAUGUUGCUUUGUCCCAACCUUGCAGAAAUAAUUUUGAUUAUGGGACUGAAAUCCAUCACAGCCAUCUGCCAUGUCUCAAGGAAUGUCAAGUGGACAACGGCUUGCAUAGGAAGUGUAACAAUAUGAUGUCCUCAAGCAAGCAAAUGAGCCCUCACCGUGUGAAACCAACCCAGCCCACAGAGCAGAAAGGAAACGAAUUGCAGAGCCCGUGCCCUCAGCACAAGAGUCACUGCUGCACCUUUAGGCAUAUAGGAAGCCCAGGUAAUGUCCAAGAGAGCCACCACGUCAGCCCGGUGCCUAGAAGACAUUCUGGACCAGUUCACGAUAUCUGUGAUUAUUCUAGGCUCUCUCAAGCUUCUGGGCAAAAUAGCAGCGCAUAUACUGAGUCUAAAGAAGCUUCCUCUAAAGAGGAAGCUAAAAGGCUCUCUGAAGAAAGAAAAAAGCAGCUUCUUUUGCAGAAAAUGGAGCUGGAAGUCGAAAAGGAGCGGCUCCAACAUUUGUUGGCGAAGCAAGAAGCAAAAUUACUGCUAAAACAACAGCAACUCCACCAGUCCCGUAUGGAUUAUAACAGGUUGAAAGGCCAAGAACUUGGUUUGGAAGAUGUUCCCAUUGGUGAAGCACCAGGAGAACUUGGUUUGAUGAUGAAUGGCACUGACGUGAGACUAAG
Tinamus guttatus (white-throated tinamou) is the source of this 1343-nucleotide messenger RNA. The record is from RefSeq and is a predicted model, not a curated record. Lineage: Eukaryota; Metazoa; Chordata; Aves; Tinamiformes; Tinamidae.